Abrus precatorius (Indian licorice) is the source of this 1150-nucleotide messenger RNA. Its product is annotated as CCG-binding protein 1. The record is from RefSeq and is a predicted model, not a curated record. Lineage: Eukaryota; Viridiplantae; Streptophyta; Magnoliopsida; Fabales; Fabaceae. The transcript is spliced from 3 exons. Gene Ontology annotation, biological process: pollen tube guidance. Gene Ontology annotation, cellular component: nucleus; cytosol. Bases 154 to 750 code for a protein of 198 amino acids. Gene Ontology annotation, molecular function: mediator complex binding.
AAAGUAUUUAAUAAUAUCUUGUUUCUCGCGUCAUUCAUUAGCCCUUAUCAUUAAUAAUACCACGCACUCUCUUUCGGUUUUCAUUUGCUUGUUUUCAAUCUCAUCCUUGUUAUAGAAGAAGCACACGCAGUUUUCUAAUCGUAAUACUCAACUAUGAAGGCAACACUGCUUCGCCCUGGUUCCUCUCCUUUGCUUCUCGACGCACAUAGCAACCGAACCUCAUCAACGAGACACGCUUCCUUCGUUUGUUGUUCAUCGAGGAACCAACCUUACAUCCCAAAGCUCGAACCUUUUAGCCGAACCAAGUUUGAAAGGGCCGUUAAAGACCCUCCUUUGAUAGAAAAAUCUGAGAAAGAGCUCUUAGAUUAUUGUUCAACGCUUGAAGGUGACGAAUCCUACAGUUGCUGGCAGGCUUAUUUUGAGCUGAAGGAUCUUGAAAAAGAGAGCCCAAAAGAAGAGGUAGAGAGGUUGAUCCUGGAGACAGGUGGUGUAAAAUCCUUAAUAGGAUGUUUACAUGGGAUUGCAAUUAUGCAUAAACUAAAGAAGAACGAAAUAAGUUUAACUAAGGGUGUAAAAUUAGGAGGAGGAGAAAGACUGUGUCCCAAACCAGAUGGAUUGCCAAAAUCAGCUGAUGAGUUGAUGGAAGAGGAGGAAGCUAGAAUGCCUGAUUCGCCAUAUACUAAGCUUCUUAGAAGUAUGGGAAGGUUCCCUGCAUGGUAUUCUCCUGCUCCUGACCAUGAAACAGAUUGAUGAUUAUUGAUUACCAUAUGAGGAGACUAGUUAUGUGAAUGUGCACCACCAACCAAGUGGACUAGGAAUAACCCCACCAUGUGAUGGAUAUGGGUGUAAAUUUUGGGCCUUUUCUACUUAUGUAAUUAAUUACUUUUCAUAAUUUUAAAUUUCAUAUAUGUUUUUUAUUUUAGGAAAUGGUUAAUUUGGGGGAUAGUUUUAAUUACUACCAGGUGACUGGAUCUGGAAUGGGUAUAAAAUCCUGUGUGGGUUUGUUUUAGUAAGUUGUGACUUAGAAAAGAUCCAAGAUUGUGUAAGCUUUUUUCUAAAGUUUUUCUUAUUACAAUUGUGGGUACUAUUUUUGUGAACAAGUUGUGGGGAUUACUACUAAUCAUGAUUUGUAAAUUAGCUUUUUCUUAAG